GGUGGAGGGGGCAGCGCUCGGCCGGGCGGUAGGGACGGGGGUGGGUCAGGAAUAGCUCUCGCCUCGCUGCCUCCCCCGGGGGGGAGGAUCCCGGUCCUUCCUCCGGCAUUUCCUCGCCUGUCCCCUUGCCACCUCCGUGCGCCCAGCCCUCGCCCUCUCAGGAGAGCUGCCCCCACCCCCUCACCACGGGACGAGAGGGCUGUCGGUGUGAGGAGGCCCGGGGACUGGGGAGAGACGGCGAUCCCUCGCUCCUCCCCCCCGCAGCCGCCCCCGUUUCCAGCGGGGCAGCUGGGAGCGUGGGGGCGGAGGGGGGCCCGGGACUGCGGAGUGCCCCGGCUGCCGGCCUGGGGGCCAUGGAGCAGGUCCAGAUGAUCAACAUCCAGCGGCUGCUGGAGGCGGCCGAGUAUCUGGAGCGAAGGGAGAGAGAGUGUGAACAUGGCUAUGCCUCGACAUUCCCCUCGGUUCCAAGUCCUGGACUACAAGACCCAAAGCCCCCACGGAGGCUGAGCCGGGCAAGGAAACACAGCGGCAGUGGCAGCAAUGCAAGUAUUGCCAGCAGGUCUACGCACAACGAACUAGAAAAGAACCGCCGAGCUCACCUCCGCCUGUGUCUAGAACGCUUAAAAGUUCUGAUACCGCUGGGACCAGACUGCACCAGGCACACCACUCUUGGGCUGCUCAACAAAGCCAAAGCACAUAUCAAGAAACUUGAAGAGGCUGAGAGGAGAAGCCAGCACCAGCUUGAGAACCUGGAACGAGAACAAAGAUUCCUAAAGAGAAGACUGGAACAACUACAGGGUCCUCAGGAGAUAGAGCGAAUACGAAUGGACAGCAUUGGAUCUACCAUUUCCUCGGACCGCUCGGACUCGGAGCGAGAAGAGAUUGAAGUGGAUGUUGAAAGCACAGAGUUCUCCCAUGGAGAAGUGGACAAUAUCAGCACAACCAGCAUCAGUGACAUUGAUGAUCACAGCAGCUUGCAGAGUAUUGGGAGUGACGAGGGUUACUCCAGCGCCAGCGUCAAGCUCUCGUUUGCUUCCUAGAACCAAGUGAGACAACAGUGCAGGGCGAAUGAUUUCACUGGGGUGAUCAAACUGGGUCCUAGAUGCCAGUAUCCUCUUUCAGAAAUGACAUCUUAACAGCUAGUCCUGGAGAGACCUGUAUAUAAAGCUUUUUGGGCAAAGGAAGCCUCCACAGAAACCCACAUGUGUUCAUUUGGUCAUGUUACUGAUCCCAAUUCCUGCUGGUAUAAAAAGUUAGACCAAGCACUAGUCCCUUUGAAGUCAGUGAAAUCCAUUUGUUUCUGUGGGACCUGGAUGUAGACCUUAGUGAUGAAACACUUUGUUUUGAAUUUAUUUGUUUGAAAGAGGAUACUAGAGACUCAUCCCUCUCCUUCUGUCAUGAGAUCUGAGAAACGUCAGAAUUUCUUCUAUUGCAUUCAGGUUGAACAACAUAGUUUAGGCCCUUCUGAAGAGCUUUUGUGGUCCUGAAAGGACCUACAGUUUAUCACAAUCCAAUGCUGUUGUAACGUACUAGGAAAUCUAAGAAGGCUUACGGCAGCCUAGGAAUAACGAUGAUAAUAAUGACUAAGGUCUCAUUCUGUGCCCAGAGAGAGGGGGGCAGCCAGGAGAGAUGUUCAGGAGAGAACACCAUUCAGCUCAGCUUUCUGUUGGACGUUAUGUUAAAAGCAAGUACCUCUGAUGCGUGGCUAAAGCAAGAGGUACACACUUGCAAUCUACCAGCACGCCGUGGGCUGUGUCGUGCCUCAGGCUGUGCUCACACGCAGGCACACGGCCAGCUGAGGACAGAGAGAAACCAGCACAUAGGAGAGGUGAUAUGCCAGAAAGUCAUGCCCAGAUACUGAGCCACUCUGACCUUUUUAUUUGAAGAGAUUUUUUGAUAAACAUUUGUAAAUGUGUUGGGAGGGAAAACACCCCAAGUCUGAUGCGUCUUUUUAGAGCUUGUGCAUACAAAACCUUAGCUGUCUUUUAUAUGAAUUUAUGCCACGAGAAGAUCUCUGUUUUGAUGAAGCACUUGACCCAAUGAAAUGCGAAGAUGCUUUUUGCUGUGCACAGGAUGGAUGAAGGCUGUGCUAGCUGGAAGAGGCCGGGUUUGGUGGGGGUUUCUUCAGUUUUCUUUUUAGAAUCAUUCCCUUUGCUGACUUUUGAAGUUCAGUCCAGUAGUUAACCCAGUUAAGCUCAGCACAUCUCUCAUGUUAAUGUAACGUUUUGACUGCACGUCCUGUUCCCAAGGGCCUUGCCAUCUUAUCUGUGCAGGUGCUGUUCAGAGCUAUUAUAGCAACUGUUUUCUAAUCUUCUCAGAGACGAGCUUCUAACCUGCACUUUGAGGGCUUUGCUUUGUUUUUUUAUUUUAUUUUUGUCUUUUUAAUGGCCAGGAUUAUUUUGUUUAAUAGAGUCCUCACCUAUGGCAUUGUUUGAAACUUUGUAUGUCCUUAAGUAAUUUAACUACUCCUCAUUACUAAGAAAAAAAAAAGAGGAAAAAAUGCUUUAUAAAAUUCAUAACUUAUUGCUGAUUUGAAUGGGUUGUUAAUUUCAGUCCUUUAGAUUUUAUUUUAUUGUUUUAGGUAGGGUUGGGGAAAAAAAAAAGAGGUAAAAUAAAAAAAAUGAAGACAACCAUAUUUAGCAGUGCAGUGGAAUUGUGUUUAAAUGUUAGCAUAUGGUCCCCAUUGAAGUAGCACUUUAACGCCAUUAAACAUUUCUGUAUCUGAACUGAGUGGUGUUCGUCCAUCGUGGUCAUUCCUGUCACUCAGCCCCGCUCCGUGUGCUGAGGAGAAGGCCCCCAGCAAGUCUGCUGCAGACCUUUGCAUCAUUGUAAAUUGCCUGUGUUACAAAUAUUCUGAUGUUUCCCCCCACUCCCCUCUGAAAUGUGUCAUCCCCUGUAAGAGGCACCACACGGAACUGCUCUUUCUGUGCCUGUAAUGAGCAAUUUCUGUUUGGUUUGGGUGUUUUAAAUUUGUUUGCUUACUCUGUCCUUAAAUCUGUUUUCACUUGUGUGUAUGUAAUCCAGUGGCGGUCCAUCUGUUGUUCUUCCUUCUGGGAGGUGACCUGGCAGGAGCAGGAGUCUGUCACAGACUGAAUUGAGCUCUAGGUUAACAAAUGGGGGCCGAGGGUUUUGAAAGAAAUGCUACUUGAAUUUAUGUUUGGGUAUAAUCUCUGCAUGACACAAGAUUUUGGACAGUCUUCUGAGUGGUGAGAAGUGGGAAACUUCAGCUCUAGAAAGGCCUUAUUUGUUUAUUCACUAUGAUUCUCCUUGAAAGUGUUGGCUGCUAGCAGCCUUGGUACUGAGCAGAUGAAUACCAUUGGGGUUUAUUUAUUUAUGACCUUUUUUCUGUGGCUCUCCCAACACCUCCCCCUUCUGAUUUUUCCUGUUUGUUUUAAAUGACCGCUUAGGAAAGAAAUGUCACAGCUGGGAAAUACUGAAGUUCAAGAAGUGGGGAAUGGCUUUGCUCUCCUUGUUGGUAUAAACCAGUGAUGUGUCUCUGUUUGGAAUAAACAUGUCUGAAAUGGUUGCUUCUA
Molecule: messenger RNA, 3533 nt
Organism: Colius striatus (speckled mousebird)
Lineage: Eukaryota; Metazoa; Chordata; Aves; Coliiformes; Coliidae
Gene: MXI1
Product: MAX interactor 1, dimerization protein
Exons: 6
Coding region: 354-1040 (228 amino acids)
Biological process (GO): regulation of transcription by RNA polymerase II
Molecular function (GO): protein dimerization activity; DNA-binding transcription factor activity, RNA polymerase II-specific; RNA polymerase II cis-regulatory region sequence-specific DNA binding
Source: RefSeq, a predicted model, not a curated record